UCGACUGGAUAAAACGUUUUGAGACAAGUGAUUUAAUAAAUAGAUAUUAUCUUCGUAGCUUUUGUGUCUAUUUUAAAUGAAACUUUACAUUAUUUUUAUCGAUAUUCAACAUGAACAUCACAUAUCAGUACACUAUCGCUAACUUCUAAGACUGAUCUGGAAUUUCUUACGCUUUACCACGUGCCAAAUAGUGAAUAUGCGUUACAUGAUAGUGAAGGCGAAUGGUGUUUAAGUUGCGGUGUUUGUGUGAGUGUGUUUGUGAUAGUGGCGUGGGUGUGGGCGUGGGCGUGUGGCUUGUGGCGCGCACGGCUCCAAGGUGGUCGGAGGGGGGUUGUUCCGUUGCUGCGUGCCCUGGUGCGGGGCGCGCGCGGCAGCGACCGACGAUGCCGACUAUGCCCUUAGAGAAGGCAGCCCCGAACUUUCCACCCGCGAAUAUGUCAUCCCCGAAACUGUUAUAAACUCUCCACGUCCAAUUGGUCAGCAAUCACCCCUUCCGGGAAUAGAGGAAGAAGAUGAUUCCGAUUGGCCCUUAGAGGACGCCACUGACGCAACUCUCACGCCAUCCUUUAAAAGUACAAGAAGUAGCACUGAUACAGCGUUUACAUCAUCGAGGAGUUCAGGAAAGAAACGUAGUUUUGGUAGUCCCUCAUCAGUGAAGAUAUGUAUAUCAGCGGCGGCCAGAAAGUCUAAUAAAGCACGUAAGCGUGGCGCUGGCAUCAGUACGUCAGCCGGUCAAUCCGGGGACGAAGGGACAACACACUCCAAGAUGCAGGCGGAACAAGGCAGCAUCGGUGAACUGCAGAAGUACCAUGGGAGAUACCUCAAAAGUCGGCGACACACACUCGCUAACGUCCGCUUCGAUGUGGAGAAUGGCGGAGGGGCGGUGGCGGGGGCGAGGUCCCCGCUCGAGGGCGGAUCACCCUCAGCCGCACUCGUGCUCCAGUCCAUGCCGCAGCGCCGCGAAUCCUUCCUCUACCGAUCCGACUCCGAUUUCGAAAUGUCUCCAAAAUCCAUGUCCAGAAACAGUUCCAUCGCCAGCGAAAGAUUCAAGGAGGUCGAGGCUGCACAGUUGGACAGAGCUCAUGGCGAAGACUUGAUAGUGACUCCGUUCGCGCAGGUCUUAGCGAGCCUGCGCAGCGUCCGCAACAACUUCUUAUGCCUCACCAAUGUACCAGUUUCGAAAUCACGUAGAUCAUCAGGUGCGGCAACAGCUGUCACUCCACAGCCAAAGAAUUUCAAUCCAGGAGAUGAAGCAUAUAUGAAGCUAGCUUUAGAAACCGUCGAAGAGCUGGACUGGUGCUUGGACCAGCUCGAGACGAUUCAAACACAUCGCUCCGUCUCCGACAUGGCUUCGCUCAAGUUCAAACGGAUGCUGAAUAAGGAGCUGAGCCACUUCUCGGAGUCCAGCAAAUCCGGAAACCAGAUUUCGGAGUACAUCUGCUCUACUUUCCUGGACAAACAACAGGAACUCGAUAUACCAUCGCUGCAUGUCGAAGAGAACACUGAACGUAUUAAGAAGAAGGAAAAGCCACGCCAUGGCGGAUCUGCAACUACUAUGUCACAAAUAUCUGGUGUCAAAAGAACACUAACACACACUAACAGUUUUACUGGCGAACGUGUACCAAGGUAUGGAGUUGAAACUCCACAUGAAGAAGAGUUGGGUCGCCAAUUAGGUGAACUUGAUCGCUGGGGUGUUGACAUUUUCCGCAUUGGGGAUUUAUCUUGUGGCCGCCCACUCACAGCUGUGGCCUAUGCAGCCUUCACGUCACGGGAAUUAUUGUCAACCCUUCAAAUCCCAGGACGCACUUUCCUUGCCUUCGCAGUAACACUUGAGGAACAUUACAUUCGUGACAAUCCGUUCCACAACUCACUCCAUGCAGCGGAUGUCACACAAUCAACUCACGUCCUGCUUAACACACCAGCUCUUGAUGCAGUAUUUACACCACUUGAAGUCUGCGCUGCAUUGUUUGCUGCUUGUGUACAUGAUGUUGACCACCCCGGUUUGACAAAUCAAUUCCUCGUAAACUCCAGCUCUGAACUGGCUCUUAUGUACAACGAUGAGUCUGUGCUUGAAAACCAUCAUCUUGCUGUGGCCUUCAAACUUCUUCAGAAUGACGGUUGCGAUAUUUUUGUAAAUCUUCAUAAGAAACAAAGGCAGACACUGAGGAAAAUGGUGAUCGAUAUGGUCCUUUCAACAGAUAUGUCAAAGCACAUGAGCCUACUUGCAGAUCUUAAAACCAUGGUAGAAACAAAGAAAGUCGCCGGUAGUGGAGUGUUACUGCUUGAUAAUUACACAGACCGUAUUCAAGUAUUAGAGAAUCUCGUACACUGUGCUGAUCUUAGCAAUCCUACGAAGCCUUUGCCUCUGUAUAAGCGAUGGGUGGCAUUACUUAUGGAAGAGUUCUUCCAACAAGGUGAUCGUGAACGAGAACAAGGAAUGGACAUCAGCCCGAUGUGUGAUCGUCAUAAUGCAACGAUUGAGAAAUCUCAAGUCGGAUUCAUUGACUACAUCGUUCAUCCAUUGUGGGAGACUUGGGCUGACCUCGUUCAUCCAGAUGCACAAGACAUUUUAGACACAUUGGAAGAGAACCGAGACUACUAUCAAAGUAUGAUACCUCCAUCACCGCCUCCAGCACCUGUUUCACACGCAGGAACCGACGACGAGCGCCCCGAACAAAUACGCUUUCAAGUAACUCUCGAAGAGGGCGAAGGUUCAGAGGACUGCGAGGGUGAAGGGGAUGGUGGGAUGUGACGGAAACUAUUGGGAAUCUACAAGAAACUGACCGAGAAGAUGCAGGUGUGGUGGAAGCUCUGGCAGUAGGGCGCGUCCUCCGCCGGCCGGGCGGGUGGACCCUUGUUGGAUAAUACUUGUUGACGCUUACCCACGAAAUGAUGCGAUACGCAAUCGUAACAUUUCUAUCAUAAUUAAAUGUAUUAUGUAAUUACGCGAUGUUGUCUAGAGUUACCUAUCGACUACUUGUCCCUCCAAUGACUGUAUAACAUUCGACUCUGUAGUGUGUUUGUAUUUUUAUUUUUCUUUCUAACCAAAGAUUCGGAGGUCAACUCUUUGCGUUCGUAAGAUCCCUGUGAGUAGUUUGUCUUCUAAUGUUAAAUCGUAUAAGUAGUUUUAGACGUCGACCUCGUAUUUACUGGGUCGACUAUGUAAGGACAUUGAAAACGCUUAUUAAUUGGUAUGAAAGGGUAAUUUAUAUUGUCAUAUCAUCCACGUUUCUCAUAUAUAAUACGGGUUUGCGAAAAUGAUGUUAAUCACCAAAAUAUGUUAACAUAAUAGGUAUUCCUAAAUGUAAACCAAUUUUGUAGAGUAAAAAUUUUUAAAUGCCUUUCGGAGUUGUUGUUUUGUCUCGUCUAUUAGUAUUUUGUAUUCAGUCAGUCUCUUCGCGAGAAGAUACAGAACUGAAUAAAUCCUAUUAAAUAGCUUUACUCGUUUUGGUUACCUAUGCACCUCAAUCGUAUAAAGGAUCGCUGGCGAUUCCCUAUUUUUUUCUUAUUAAAUUAAUUAUUUAUAUUAAAUACAAACUUAAUCAUAGUUUGUUCAUUCAAAACUUAAGUCAUAAAUCUCUAAGGAUAAAUAAUUGUAUGCAACUAACGGCUUGAAGUCUUGAAAUGUUUAAUGAUAAUAAUUACUAACAAUGGAGUGGUUUACUUCUAAGUUUUCUCUACCUAUAAGUAGAUGUUUACCGAAACAGUUUAAGUGCGAACUAUGUGCACCAGGGCCGGGUCUUGCAAUAGUAAAUCUUUAAGUAUAUAGAUUCCUAAAAAUUUUGCGCACAACAUUCACGCCGUACAUUUCAAUGUAGCCAACGUCAUUGCACUCCUCUGGAAACAACCGCUGAUCUGACUCCACGCGGUUUUCUUUGAUGAGCAAAUCUCAUAUCAAUCUAGUAAUCAUUUUACAACAACCAUUUCACAUUGUUUUUGUAUGAUAAAGAUAAUGUAGUUUUAUUUAUCUGUAUUAUGUUUGCAUUUCAUCGACGUCAAUAUGUUACUAUUAUAAAUAUUUGUGAGCUGGUCUCUAUACUUUUAUGUACUCAAAAGAUAUUCGUUAAACUGAUGUAAUGACUUUUUUUUUUAUUUUUGUUCGCUUUUAUAAUUCUGUCAUUGUACCUCCAAACAAAGUAUUAUUUUGCAACUAUUAAUGUUAUGCUCCAUCAUUAAACUGUGUCAAGAAUGAAGGUCCAAUGUACAUUAUUUUCUUAGGUAAAUUAAGAUUCUAUUCAGCUAACAUAUUUACAAAACGUCUGAUUUUAAACGCAUAGAUACCUAUGAUAGUAUAUGAUACGUCGUAUGAGGACAAAAAUAUAUAUAUAUGUAUAACAAAAACGCUUAAAUACAUUUGUGUGUAAUAGAAACAUUACGCUUAGAACAUUUUGUGUUAUAAUAAAUAUAAUAUUUAAAUUAUCUUGAAUAAUGUUUGUACUUGUAGAUCUGUGUGAUGAACGCGCGAUGUAAAUGCGCGUCAUACUGUAUUGGUAGUUCGCGUGAGGACAGAUUGUAUAUCCGGAUGGCGACACACCGAUAAUAAAUCGAUAAUUUACAUCUAUAAAAUGUGUAACUAGUUAUAAUAUGCUCGUUGUGUAAUAUUAAUUUCUAUAUAAAUGGAUGUACCUUCCUAUAUAAAUAUUUGAAUGGGUACUUUGAAUAAAACCCUGUAUACAUUGCGUUCUAUGCGAUAUAUGUAUGUCGCCUUUUUUACUCACGUACUACCUAUAAGUUAUAUCACAUUAGCUAACUACCAAAGAACAAUGUAACGUACCUAAUUUCAUUAUAUUGUGUAUAUGUGCAUCUGGCAUGUCACUUUUUUCAAAUUUGUUGUUUAGAAUUACCUGAUAAGUAUUUCGCAGAGCGGUUUCAGUGUUAUAUAAUUGUUUGUCAGUAUGGAACUAACACUAAGAUUGAUAAACAUAGUUAAAUUAUAAAUACCGAUUUAAGUGUGCAAUGCUGGACAUUUGCAUUACUUACUAUUUAUGUUUAAAACAAAAUAGCUUGUAAUAGUUUAAAUAUUUGAGUUGAAGAAUAUUAAUGUAUUUAGAAUAAAAAAUAAUUAAAGAAAACAA
Messenger RNA from Danaus plexippus (monarch butterfly), 5075 nucleotides. It is a transcript of the gene dnc, whose product is annotated as cAMP-specific 3',5'-cyclic phosphodiesterase. The transcript is spliced from 11 exons. The coding region runs from base 767 to 2752 and encodes 661 amino acids. Gene Ontology annotation, cellular component: cytosol; nucleus; perinuclear region of cytoplasm. Gene Ontology annotation, biological process: signal transduction. Lineage: Eukaryota; Metazoa; Arthropoda; Insecta; Lepidoptera; Nymphalidae. The record is from RefSeq and is a predicted model, not a curated record. Gene Ontology annotation, molecular function: 3',5'-cyclic-AMP phosphodiesterase activity.